Cornus florida is the source of this 558-nucleotide messenger RNA. RefSeq lists its product as uncharacterized. Bases 1 to 558 code for a protein of 185 amino acids. The transcript has a single exon. The record is from RefSeq and is a predicted model, not a curated record. NCBI's taxonomy places the organism in Eukaryota, Viridiplantae, Streptophyta, Magnoliopsida, Cornales, Cornaceae.
AUGGCAGGAUGGUUUUGGAAGAAUCAGAAACCAAGUCCUGAAGGUUUGGAUGGGAAUGAAAUGGUGAUGGGUAUCGUGCUUUCUCAUAAGCCAGGCCUCGACCUCUUGCAGAACUGCGAUUUACCUCCUCCUCUCAAGGUUUUUGCUGGGCCUGACAAGGUUUUAUCAUCCAUGAACAGAGUUUGUGGCAUGACGGUUCAAGAAGAUGAAUCGAAUAGUGGUGCAGAGAAUGAGAAAUUGGAUCUUUUGAAGGCGUUGCGAUUGUCGCAAACCCGGGCAAGAGAGGCUGAGAAGAUGGCAGCAGUUUUGGCCAAAGAGAGGGAUUGCCUGUGCAAUGCAUUGGUUGAAGAGUCAAUGAGAUUGUUGAGUUAUCGGCAAUGGGUAAAACUGCUCGACCUUCAAUUGUCAAAGUUGCAGAGGCAGCAGCAGCAAGAAGAGCAGUCAUGUGAGGAGGAGGAGGAGGAGGCUGGUGGCAGCAUGACAUGGUUUGUGGCGUUGGCGCUUUGUUUGGGCAUCACUGGCGUGGGCAUUGCAUUUGGUUGCAGAUAUUUCUUUUGA